AUGGUUCAGCUCUGUUUCGUUCUUGAUCUGCGAAGCUUGGCACCUCCAUUGCUAGGAGACUUAAAGCAGUCACUACUUCAACUCGCUAAUUUCUACGCGAUUUCGAGUCCGUCUUCCUCUGCGCGCAAAUCCGCUACUCUCAGUGAUAGAAUCGGUUUGUGCUAUGUCGUCAAGAAUCGUUUAACUUCUUCUGACGAGUUGAUGAUCGCUUACCGUCCCGUGGGAAAUUUCAACCUGCGCGAUUUUCACCACGCUGUUAACAGUUUGCCAUCAGAUGCCUUUCUGUUUGAUAUGGAUAACGUAUCUGAUGUAAUGAUUUCAGAUGUUUUGAGCAAACGAGUGUUGUAUUCUUGGCAAGGUAAAGAUAUUGAGAGAAAAGUAAUAGUCAUAACUUCGAUCUUGCCUGAAGAUGUGGAUUCUGUAAUGCAGAAGAGCCUCAUGGAUGCUGCAGAUAAAUGUGUUUCAAUUCAGACCUACAUCACAGAUUUCAGAUCAUUCAACGGCCUGGUUAAAAGAUGGCUGCAGUUUUUAAAAGAUGACAUGGACAAGCCCUGUCAAUGUCAGACAUGCAGAUGCCACGGCAUUCCUUUAGGAGAUGCUGAAAAAAAACUCAACAUGUUUUCCUGUCCAGUCACUGGCUCCAAUCUGGAAACAAGUGAUGUUAGUGAAAAUUCUGUUCGAGUUGGGGAAAAAACUAUUCUAUUUCUUCCCUCAUUCCAUAAUUCCCUGAAGCUCCUGCCAGUUUAUUCACCAAUCAACGUAACUGUUACUGAGAGGAUAAACUUGGCUUCUCUUGACGAAGGUCUAAUAAUGGGGGCUUCAUUUGUCGUGACUGCAUAUCCUUACCAUUUGAUCGAAACCAAUUCCGAUGAUACUGAUCAGUCAGACAUGAAUGCUCAACUUUUUCAAGGCCUUUCUAGUGUUCUACAUUCAAUGGACCAGGGUUUGCUAUGUUUUUCAAAUUGUGAUUUAGAAACAAUGACAGAGGCUCCUUAUCAUUGUUACUACAUUCUGCAGCCAUCAGAUAAUGCACCAAUGCUUAUGAGGCGCCUUGCAGGGGCAGAAGAAGUCAAACAAACUCCUGACAACCGAUUAAUUGAUCCAUUGGUCAAUAAGGAUGUAGAGAGCUCUGUUCAAGCCUGUUUGCUAAAGAUUGAAGUAACAGAUUACGACCCGCUGUUGCAUGAAAGAGGCUUUCAUCAAAAACUAAACGUGCUUGUCAAAGAAAGCCUACAAUUGGGGUUAGUAUUUCCCAAAAAGGAUGGUGCGUUUUCUGAACUUAACUCAAGUCAACAACCUUCAUCAGAGGUAAUCGGGAGAGCACAAUCAGCAAAUAAUGUCGUCGUGGAUAAGGAGAUUUUGUCUAUGGAUAUUACGGAUCAAGAUGACAGAACCAUGGCCUGUAUUACAGAAGAAUGGAAGCAAUUGGUUGUAAGCGAAGAGCCCAAGUUGCACUCUCCAUCUUGCAUGCCCAAAGCCAAGUUGGAUCAAUCAAGUAUAGCACCACGAAAUAGUAAUAGAGAGCUAGACAAGGAAACUUCAAGGAUUUUAGAGAGAUUGGAGGUUCCAAGGCCAUUGAAAGGAAAGAAAGUCUCUCCUGCUUUAAAUGAGAGUUGUGUGAAAAAUAAAACUGUGGCUACAAAGAAGCCUCUAAUACCAUUCCAGUCAACUCAAAAUACAGAACAAGUCAUAGUUGGCAGCCAGCUAUUGAAACCAAAUUUCCAGAGGCAGAAAAGAAAGCAAAGAUGA
Vicia faba (fava bean) is the source of this 1749-nucleotide messenger RNA. Lineage: Eukaryota; Viridiplantae; Streptophyta; Magnoliopsida; Fabales; Fabaceae. The record is from the annotation of a GenBank genome assembly.